UCCUAACGUGAGGAGCCAAACCUCUCGCCCCGCAAUCCACGACCACCAUCUCUUCAUAUUUUUUUUUUUCUGUUUUUCUCUGGAUUUUGUUAUUUUCUGUUCCAUCAUCCUCUCUUCUUCUGUUUUUUUCCCUUUGCUGCUGCUUCUUGUUCUUCCUGACAUUUAUAUGUACAGUUGGAGCUGUUUGAAUUGCUUGUUCAAUCACCUCCUCUUCCUUAAAAAAUAGAUUUCGAAACAGCGAAAAAGAAAGAUGUUUGAUGCCUUGAUACUUGGCAAAUUCUCUAAGAAAUGCAAGCAGGCGGUGCGGUGCAUAAAGUUGAGGUUGGAACUGAUCAAGAAGAAGAAGCGGGUGGUGGUGCGGAUCCUAAAGAAGGACGUUGCCGACCUUAUCGCCGCCGGCCAUGAGUCUUCAGGCUUUGGAAGGAUGGACACUCUAAUUGCGGAGAUAAACCUGGCGUCCUGUUACGAGACGAUUGAAAAACUCUGUGAAUGCAUCUUGAGUCAGCUUCCAACUCUUCAAAAGCAGAGAGAAUGUCCUGAAGAAUGCAAGGAAGCGAUAUCGACUCUAAUUUACGCAGCAGCACGAUUCUCCGAUUUGCCGGAGUUGCGUGAUCUCCGGUCAGUCUUCGUAGAGAGAUACGGGAGUCGCAUGGAGUCGUCUGUGAACGCUGAGUUUGCUGAAAAGACAAAGAGGAAAUCUUUCUCGAGGGAAUGGAAGCUCAAGGCGAUGCAAGAUAUCGCCGACGAAUUUUCAAUAAGUUGGAGGGCCAAGAAAGGUGAAGAAUCAUGCAAUCUUCCUUCACCUGAAUCUGUCAACCAGACUCGAAGUGACCAAGUUUCACCACCACUCGAUGAAGAGGUCGGAGAGGAGAUUCAUGAACGAAUAGAGGGGCAAAACAUUGUUUCAGUGAAGCCUUUGAAGCCAAAUAAUGCAGUAGUAACUCAACCAUACGGCAAACAAAACGGUAUCAAUAAAACGAGAGGAGAGAUCGAGAAUGAGGAAGAAAAUAAUGUCAUCCACGAGGAGAUGCCCACGAGCCUUGAUCGAGAAGACCUUGACAGUUACAUGGCUUUAGGAUAUGGCACAUUCUUGCGUCGACCUUCGAGUGGAGACAAAGGGCAGGAGAGGGGGGAUGCCGAGGCUAAUCAGGAUGAACGAGAUGAGGAAGAAAAGAUCUUGGAUGACCUCUUGUUGUACUACAGCAGGAAAGGGACAGAUAACGCACCAACGACAACAAGGACUAGAGCUUCACAAAUGGAUGAUUGUGAGCGAGAUAUAGUUGAGCACCAACAUGGAAAUAGGGAAGGUCACCAGGUUCCGAGAAUCAAAUUGCCUCCUCCAAAAAGAACUUCCUCCUUGCCCUUAGAAUCAGCUAGCCCGGCCGAGCCUGAUACAAGGAGUCAUUGCCGCGGUCGAGUGCAUCCGAGACUGCCGGAUUAUGAUCAGUUGGCAGCAAUGUUUGCUGCACUGAAGAAUGGUUUAGGUACCUUGUAA
This is a messenger RNA of Zingiber officinale, 1495 nucleotides long. RefSeq lists its product as uncharacterized. Gene Ontology annotation, biological process: protein transport. Bases 251 to 1495 code for a protein of 414 amino acids. The record is from RefSeq and is a predicted model, not a curated record. Lineage: Eukaryota; Viridiplantae; Streptophyta; Magnoliopsida; Zingiberales; Zingiberaceae. The transcript has 5 exons.